Molecule: messenger RNA, 729 nt
Organism: Psylliodes chrysocephalus
Lineage: Eukaryota; Metazoa; Arthropoda; Insecta; Coleoptera; Chrysomelidae
Source: the annotation of a GenBank genome assembly
UGGUUGGUUCUCUUACUUUAGAAAAGGCUAAAAUUUGACGAGAUGUCAAAAACAUAUGAUUAUUACACUGUCAAUGUCAAUAACGUCAGAGCGUUCGUGGAGCGUUCUUUUCAUCCAAAGUAGGGUUAAGUAAAUCAUGGAAGAAUUAUUAUGAAAAAAUCGAUUAUAAAUGUAAAUUUUGUAAAAUAAAAUUCAACUUUUGGUUAGUUUUAGUACCAGGUUAAUAAUACAGCGUUAAUGAUGUCUUUGGAACAAACAGCAUGUGAAGAUUUAAAAGCCUUCGAGAGACGAUUGACUGAAGUUAUAGCCUGUUUACAUCCAUCAACGACAAGAUGGAGAAUUGUGCUCCUUGGAGUUUCAUUGUGUGUUGCGACGGGGGCUAGUCAGUGGAUCCUUGACCCAGAAACUAGGAUAGUAUCAUUAUCACAAUCUUUAACGAAUCAUCCAUUCUUCAUUUUGUCUACUAUUGUUUUGAUUGUGAUAUUACUACUAGGUGUCCACAAACGUGUCAUUGCUGCAUCCAUAAUAACCUCAAGGACUCGAGAGGUCUUGAGUGACUUCAACAUGUCAUGUGACGAUAGUGGUAAAUUAAUUCUUCGACCUAGGCCAACAAAUAUUACCUGACGGUUACGUUUGUGUAAAUGUGUUUUGUAAAUAUUUGUUCAAUAUAAUAUUGUUUUGUAAUAGACCUGGAUUUUUAUUACUAUGGAUUUUAUUUCAAGUAAAUCC